AUGAUAUCCAGAACGACCGACUCGACACAACCACAAGAUAAUACCACAGAAGCUCACACAAACCUCCUUGCCUGGGCCCAAGAACAAGGCAUAAAGCUCAACGGUGUCAAGCCCCGUGCCCUACCAGGCCGUGGUCUAGGCAUAGUAGCCACACGCCCACUCCAGCCCAACGAGACAAUCCUCCACAUCUCUCCCUCCUGCUUCCGCACUGCCGACACAGCCCGCCCUCGCCUACGCAAACUCACUUCAUCCUCCUUUGCCGGCGGCGGUAGCAGCAGCAGCAACACAUCCCUAAGCUCCCACGCCAUCCUUGCCGCCGAUCUGGCCCUCGACUUUGCCAAACCAAACUCUCCCCGCUCUCAACGCAACGCCCCCUGGACCGCCGUCCUCCCUUCGCAAGAAGAUCUCUUCUCCUGCCUCCCGCUAGCCUGGGCCGAGACGGGUGUCUGGCCAGACAUCGAGUCGUACCUCCCCCCCGCAGCUAGGAAAAUUUUGUCGAGACAAAGAGGAGAGUUCAGCACCGACUGGGACGGGGUGAAAGACGUGCUUGAAAAGGAUGGGGUGACUAGAGAAGCGUACCUCCACGCCUGGGGCCUGGUAAACACACGCAGUUUCUACUGGCAUGUACACCACCCAAGGCAUCAUCACCACCAUCAGCACCUGCACGGCGACGACUCCCAUCACCACGGAAGUACCAGCAGCGGAAGGGAAGACCGCAUCUGCCUGCAACCCCUUGCCGACCUGCUCAACCACUCCUCGUCCUCCCCCCAUCUUUGUACCGCCACAUUCACCUCGACCGGCUUCCACGUCCGCACGACCACCCCACUCCCCGAGGGAAGCGAAAUCCUAGUCCGCUACGGCCGCCACGCAAAUGAUGCACUGCUGGUCGAAUACGGAUUUUUACCGUCUGAUUUAAACCCGUGGGACGAGACGCCACUUGAUGAUGCGGUGAUACCGUUGUUUAACUCUCAGCUGAAGGAGUUACUGGAGGAGAAUGGUUUCUGGGGAGGGUAUGUCCUUGACGCGAAGACGGUGUGUUACCGGACACAAGUGGCCCUCCGUCUCCUUCUCCUCUGGCCGGAUGGGCCGGGGGGCAUAGCGAGAUGGAAGAGGUGGGUUGAUGAGGGGGAGGAUGGCGGGGAGGAGGUGCAGAGGAGGGUUGAUGGGAUGUUGGUGGGGAUACUUGAGAAAUAUUUGAACGAGACUGUUGAGAGGAUGGUUCGGGAGGUCGAGGGAUGUAAAGGGGGGACGGAGAGUCAACGGCAGGUUGUUGCGGAAAGGUGGCGGCAGAUUGGACGGUUGAUGAGGGGGACGAUUGAGAGGCUUGCUUGUGGUGAGAGUUGA
Thermochaetoides thermophila DSM 1495 is the source of this 1344-nucleotide messenger RNA. RefSeq lists its product as uncharacterized. NCBI's taxonomy places the organism in Eukaryota, Fungi, Ascomycota, Sordariomycetes, Sordariales, Chaetomiaceae. Bases 1 to 1344 code for a protein of 447 amino acids. Gene Ontology annotation, biological process: peptidyl-lysine monomethylation. Gene Ontology annotation, molecular function: protein binding; protein-lysine N-methyltransferase activity. The transcript has 2 exons. The record is from RefSeq and is a predicted model, not a curated record.